Messenger RNA from Owenia fusiformis, 1902 nucleotides. The record is from the annotation of a GenBank genome assembly. NCBI's taxonomy places the organism in Eukaryota, Metazoa, Annelida, Polychaeta, Sabellida, Oweniidae.
AUGUUAGAUGAGGUUAUUGUGGCUGAUGCAGAGUGUGACAUUAAUAACAGAUACAUAUGGAGUACCAUUAGAUUUUAUAUUCUAUCAAGAAUAAAUGACUGUAAGGUUGAUGGCAAAGUCUAUCGCCCUGGGAGCAUAAAGAAGGUCUACUGCCAGGAAUGCAUUUGUAUAGAAGACAUGGAAAAUGACGACCACUAUGUGUGGGAAUGCGAAAGUCUGGAUUGUCUCAUCAGGGACUCGAUCAUAGACCAUGUAAAUGGGGGCAAUAAAGGGUGGAAAGCUGGUAGUUAUUCCUUUCUGCAGGAGAAAACAUUGGCAUUUGGAAUCAAGCACAAAUUGGGGACGUUUUUGCAAGGCAGUGAUGUAAUACCCACGAGGCAAAGCCAGGUGAAGGAAGAAGAGACUUUCCCAAGGGAAUACGACUUACGAAAGGAAUCAAAAGGAUACGUGUCUGCAAUCCGUAACCAGGGGGAUUGUGCGUCAUCCUGGGCAUUUAGUGCAACUGCUGUUACCUCAGAUCGGCUAGCAAUGGAAUCGUCUAAUGCAGUCAAGGUAGAUUUCUCCCCACAACAACUUAUCUCUUGUAUUGGGGACAAGAAAACUGCAUGUGCAGGGGGGCACUUGGAUAGAGCAUGGGAGUACAUGAGAGUACAAAGAGUUGUUGAUGAGAAAUGCUAUCCCUACGCAAGUAGUCUUGGCAGCUCCAUGGAAAACUGUCAAAUAGAAAGAUCAACAUUAAGAUCAAAGAAUGGUGUAUGCCCAAAGAAAGAACAAAUACCGAGAAAUAUAAUCUAUCAAAUGGAGAAACCCUACACGAUCCCUAGCGACGAAAGGGAGAUAAUGAAGGAGAUCCUCACCAAUGGUCCUGUCCAAGCCACUUUUGUUGUGCACGAAGACUUCUUCAUGUACAAAAGCGGUAUAUAUAGACAUUCUGUUGCACCAGAUGACAUAGGGCUAAGUGGCUACCAAUCUGUCAGAAUAGUGGGAUGGGGCUCUGAAUGCAGUUCUCAAGGGGAGACGAAAUAUUGGAUUGUUGCCAACUCCUGGGGAAAACAAUGGGGAGAACAGGGAUAUUUCCGAAUCCAGAAAGGCGUGAACGAAUGUGAAAUUGAGUCAUACGUGGUUGGUGUUACAGUCAAACCAAGUGUUGUGAAGAACCAGCUCCAAUCUGGUCCUAUUUAUGAUCUAACAGUGACCAGCCUGGGGAAUAUAAUUGCAAAAGGUGGGUCUACAACAAAGAUCUACAACAGCAAUACAUUCCAGAUGGUCAAAGAAAUAAACAAGGACUUCUUACGCCUUACAAAAACCACAGAUGGCCAGCUGGCAUUCACAACCUUCCCCUACAGCAACAAGAUCCUUAUAUACAGUGAGGAUGGGUCGCUCAUUCGUACCAUCACCUGUGCAGCACCUGAAAGUAGGCUACGUGCUAUAGCCUCACUGUCAGCAGGUUGGUUCAUAGUGACUGAUGACCAAACCAGAGGAGUCUAUAUGGUGGAUUCAGCAAAUGGGAACUCCACACUGAUCUCUCCAUCUGGUAUGUUCAGAGACCCUUAUAAUGUGGCAGUUGGCAUAAACAGUGAGAUCAUAGUAAGUGACUUUGAUGGUCAUUUCAUCAAAGUGAUCAACAGAGACGGCCAUGAAAUCCUCCAUUAUGGAGAGUUUGGCUCAGGAGAGGGACAGCUGUAUCAUCCCUAUGGUGUCUGCACAGAUAGCAAUGGAUUUAUUAUUGUAGCAGACAGAUUCAACCACAGGGUACAACUCCUCACACCCAACGCAACAUUUCAUAGUCUGCUCCUGACAUCUGCAGAUGGUGUGCACUACCCACAAGCUGUACAUGUGAAUGAGGCGGGUGAAUUGCUAGUGGGGGAUGAAAAAGGCAAGCUGUUCAUUGUCAACUACUGA